Molecule: messenger RNA, 2597 nt
Organism: Strongylocentrotus purpuratus (purple sea urchin)
Lineage: Eukaryota; Metazoa; Echinodermata; Echinoidea; Camarodonta; Strongylocentrotidae
Product: hyalin
Exons: 5
Coding region: 72-1034 (320 amino acids)
Source: RefSeq, a predicted model, not a curated record
UCAUAUUCCGAGCCCAAGAACACUAUUUACUUUCGACUUACGGGAUAAACAGGAAGCAAAUCUUUGACGUUAUGUCGGGUCAUCGCUCAAGAGGAACACUGGCUAUCGCCAUGGUGGUGUUGCUAAUCGCAUUGAAUCUAAAGGAGUGCAAUUCAGAAGACACUUGUGCGUUUGACAUGGAUCCACCAAAUGUGACAUGUUCAAAUGUAACGACAAAACCUUUCUUACCAAAUUCCUUUCUCGGACUGGUUGCGGGAACCGAAUUCACCAACGUGGAUGAAAACGUUGACCCAAGUGGGGCCACGUACAACGUCACAAAGGGUCGGGACGGAGACUUGUUCCUUCCAGGACACACACCUGUUACACUGUUCGUAAAAGAUAUUUGUCAGAAUGUAGCUACUUGCCUCUUCUAUGUAGAGAACACACUUACCGAGUUGCCUGUGAAUUGUCCAGACUUGAAUCGCAAUGUAAGCACAGAUGUGGACAAGGCGACGUAUACCUUUAACCCAGAUUUCGGAGCAGAUGACGUCACCAAAUCUGCAAGUGGUUACAGAUAUCACGGAGGUGGUGUCUCGGUUAAUCUUACACUAGGAGGUUCCCCACUUGGAAGCAGUGUGUCCAUAGGAACCCAUGACGUGGUUGCCCUCAUCUAUGAUGACGUAUUGAAUAAGACAUGCACAGGAAUCUAUAUUAUUACAGAUAAUGUAAAUCCUGUGGUCGCAUGCCCAGCUGACUUCACCUCCGAUACACUCACUGUAUCAUUCUCAGCGGAUGUCACAGACAAUGUUGACCCUGCACCAGCGUUGACCUACGAUCCUGUAGGGCCAGGUUCUGUUUUUCCUCUGGGUCCAACGACAGUCACUGUCACAGCCACAGACAGUUCGUCAAACAAACACUCAUGUUCAUUUACUGUUACGGUGACAGAAUCAACCACUACUUCAAAUCAAGGAAACAGUGUCGGUUCGAGUGGUGAAAGUAGUGGAGAGGAUGCUGACAGUGAUGAUGAAGAUUCCUCUGGUUCGAACGAGUCCUAAUAAAAACCUCAUAAAAAAAUAUUUACGGUGUACUGAUAUUGUUUUGAAUCUAUUUUGUGUUUUCGAUAUUCUUUCUUUUUUCUUUUAAAAUUAGGAAAACAUUAAUUGUUUUUAUUCCAUUACAUUUCUUACUCAGUGUUUUUAAUUCUCUACAUUUCAUUUUUCUUCAUUUGUACAUGUACAACGUCCUCCCUUAUUUUCCUCAUCUUACUGAAUGAAUGCAUUAGAUGAAUAUUCAUUAUUUUGUACUAUUUCUAGGUAAAAUCGUGUAGUGUAUUGGUAGAUCUUGUCAUAUAUAUAUAUAUAUAUAUAUAUAUAUAAUUACGAAUAAAGCAUUGUGUGUAAAUUUUGUAAUACGUUAAUCUUUUAUUCCAUCGAUCAUACGAAAUAUUUCUAUUUAUAAAAUGUAAAACAUUAAAUUGUCAGCAAAUAAGGUAACUUUCUCAGCUUCACGAUCAUUGGAAAUGUUUAUAAUAUACCUUUAAAAAACGCAAUGUUAUAUAGUCGCUCUAAAAGGCUAUGAGCAGCAACAUCAUAAAAACCUCAUUAAAUCUUCCUUGAAAUUACUCAAAAUCACUUCAGUAAUACCUUGAUUUAAAUAGUUUUUAUUACUACAGAACUAAUACGAGUCUGGCUAACAUUCCGUGAAGGAAUGGAAAAGGUUGGCAGUGUUGUAAUUAUUAUUAAUUUACUACCCCUACUUUCUCAAAAAUGAGAGCCUUUCGUAUUUUAUGUGCGACGGGGAAAUUGAUCGAGGUUGCAUCUGUACGGUCAUUUUCAUUUUCAAUUAGUGCAUUUUUAUUGAGUACUGCAAACAGAUGAUGAGUAUAUAACUGAAUUUAAAGGCCCACAAUAUGAACUGAUAGAGUCAAAUUACAUUUGCUGUGUUAUAUUUAAUAGAUUUCAUAUGUUUAGAAAUGAACCAUACGUAUUUUAAAUGUUUAUUUUUUAAUGUAUAUAUUUAUUUUAAGCUAAAGUUGUUGGGUUUCUCUUUACAUGAACUUGCAUUUAAUGUAAGUAAUUAUAUUGCAAUGAAUUAUGUCAUCCCAGUAGAUCGACAGCCCACGAAACCGACAAAACAUAGAAAUAAACAAAAGAACAUUUCGGUCUCUUAGGAUGUUGGUCUCCUCGCCCAUCGGGUACAGUGAACCCUAAAGUGGCUUGAAAGAUCUCGAUAUUUUAGUGAACCCUUCAUAAGAUUGUCAGAAGGCCGGCAAGACCAACUUGAUUGUAUCUCGUUGACUGUCGGUUUAGAUGGCUGUUCAUCUCGUGCGCUGUCGUUCUCGCGGGCUCUAUUUCCCCUCUUAGUUUUAUUCGAGGAUCGAUAGUUGUCCUGAUUGUCCCAAAGAAAAUGUAUUACUAUUAUCGUAAUUAUAGAUAAGAUAAGAUCAGAAAAAGAUAUUUCGGUUAAAGCCAUUUUGUUUAGUUUAAUUUCUUAACUGGUAUAAUUGAGCUUUUGUCUCUAGUUUUGUCAGACCAGACCUGAAUUUAAUUUUCAUCCACGUAUGUUGUGUAAAUCUAUAAGACUAAUAAAUGCAACUGGAUUAUAUGGGUCUACUGGAA